Molecule: messenger RNA, 1302 nt
Organism: Pelagomonas calceolata
Lineage: Eukaryota; Pelagophyceae; Pelagomonadales; Pelagomonadaceae
Source: the annotation of a GenBank genome assembly
GGCAAAAAUUAGCCGCCACCAGCAGCAAGCUGUGUCAAGACGUAGCAUUCUUCCUGGCAUCUCUGUGCACCAAUGCUCGCAGCCAGCAGAACCUUCGGGCGCGCCCUAGCUCGAAAAGCCAGCCACGCUGGCGGCACAGCGUCAGCCGCCGCGCAGCUCGCGCGACGGCGCCAGAGCACGCUGAGCGCGCGCGAGGCCGAAGCUUUGAAAGGGUUUCCCACCGUGGACGUCGGCGGUUUGUUCCCAGACGCCUCAUCAGACCGACGCGACGCCGCGCACGCGGAGCUGCGAAAAGCAUUAAUAGAUGAAGACGCGCCGGGCUUCUUCUACGCGUUGAAUGCACCAGAAACACUAAACGCGAAAUAUCUGGACUCGGUCUACGCCUUCGUGGAAGACGCCCACUCCCUACCUUUAAGAACGAAAGCACGGUUCGCCGAUCCGGAACGAGGUUCUGGAGAAUUGGGCGCGGCCUACAACGGCCCCGACGUGGGCUACUUGGAACCCAGCUAUGAUGGUGUCUCCGUGGCCGCGGCCUCGGCGUGGGACUACUCGCCCGAGGGUGCGAAGAAGGCUGGGGAUAAUUGGGACGCGGAGCUCCCCGCCUAUUUUCGGGAGACGAUGGAGGACCUGUACGAGCGCCAGAACGGCGUCGGCCGGGCCGUGUUGACGGGCAUCGCCGAAGUGCUGGACUUGCCCCCACAAACCUUCUCUGAUAGUUUUGAUCGCGGCGACCUCGGCACGAUCCGGUUGAUAUCGUAUCCCGGCUUCGAGCCGCCCGUCCACACGUUCUCGGCGGCGAACGCGAACUCGGGCGACCACGCCUGGACCUAUUCUGAUGAAGACGACGACGACGACGACGUGUGCCGGGCGGAUGUGGGGAUUGCGCCGCACACGGACUUCGAGGCCUUUACCUUGAUGCACCAGGACGCGCCCGGUUUGCAGUUGCUGUCGAGGACGGAGCUCGAGAAAGGAAAAGAUGGGAAGUGGAUCGACGCGCCGGUCGUCGACGCCUUCAUCGUCAUCGUGGGCGACAUUUUGGAGCGGUACACGAACGGCGUGUUGCGCGCGACGCCGCACCGCGUCGUGCGGCGGUCGUCGUCGCGGAGGUCGAUCAUCCGGUUCAACGCCGUCGCGCCCGACGCCGUCGUCGCGCCCCUGCCCAAGUUCGGCACGCCAAAGUACUCGCCCGUCACCAUGGACGAGCACAUGGCGACGACGCUCGGCAACUUGAGGAAGGGCGUGCCGUCCUGGGACGCGGCGACGAACACGAGCCGGUCGGCGACGUACGACUACGCGUCGUAA